GGCUUUAGUGUUUCUUAGCUUUCUGUCUCUCCCUUUGGCUUUGGCGGCUCUCAAAAAAUUUUCGAAGCUUUUGCUUUGCUCUCUCACUGAAACCCUAAUUUUCUCUCGCAGAAGAUAAUUUUUUUUCACACAAAGAGACUUAUAGAGACAAAUAUAAAGCUAUAAUUUCAUAUAUAUUUGUUUAUCUUUGAGAGAUUUUGAUUUUGUUUGCAUUGAAAAUUGGAAAUUUUUUGGACCUGAAGCUUGAAGAGGACGAUAAUGGAGGGUACGGUAGGGCAAAAGGAGAAACAGCACGAGUUCACUUUGGUUUCAGUCUCGGACCUCGCUUCGUCUUCUUCGGAAUCUCAGUCCAAGCCUGUAGUGGCUCGGUUCUCCGACGAUUCUGGACUCGCCGAGCUUCGAUUUCACAAGGAAUCUGAAUCGGCUGCUGCUAUCAAUGUUGAUCUUCGAACUGCUCAGAUAUUCAAAUUAAGCUCUGUUCAAUCAGUUUGCUUUACUGAAGGGUCUGAUUCCACUGAGGAGAAGUCAUCUUAUUCAAGGGGAGUCACUGUCCAAUUUAGAAACGAAGAGGAGAGCAGAGCCUUCCAUUGUGCAUUUAAGCAAUGGAAAGAGGAAAUUCUUGAAGGCAAAGCAUUACCAAAUGGAACAAUUUCAGCUACUAAAUGCAAGUUUGAUGACAAAAUAGAGGCAUCUUCUGCUAAAAUGUAUUUCCAUUAUUAUGGACAGUUGUUGCAUCAGCAAAAUAUGUUACAGGAUUAUGUGAGAACAGGAACCUAUUAUGCUGCCGUUAUUGAGAACCGUGCAGAUUUUAUUGGUCGUGUAGUGGUUGAUGUUGGCGCCGGCAGUGGUAUUUUGUCAUUAUUUGCUGCUCAGGCUGGUGCAAAACAUGUUUAUGCUGUGGAAGCAUCUGAAAUGGCAGAAUAUGCACGAAAGCUUAUUGUUGGGAAUCCAUCAUUGGGUCAACGGAUUACUGUAAUUAAAGGUAAAGUUGAGGAAGUUGAAUUGCCAGAGAAAGCAGAUAUUCUGAUCUCGGAGCCAAUGGGAACAUUGUUGGUUAAUGAAAGAAUGCUAGAGUCCUAUGUGAUUGCAAGAGAUCGGUUUCUUGUUCCUAAUGGGAAAAUGUUUCCUUCAGUUGGAAGGAUACAUAUGGCACCUUUCAGUGAUGAAUAUUUGUUUAUUGAAAUUGCAAAUAAGGCUCUCUUUUGGCAGCAACAGAAUUAUUAUGGUGUUGAUUUGACACCCUUGUAUGGAUCUGCAUUCCAGGGAUACUUUUCUCAGCCUGUGGUAGAUGCUUUUGAUCCAAGAUUAUUGGUCGCUUCUCCAACGUAUCAUGUGUUAGACUUCACAAAAUCUAAGGAAGAGGAUUUAUAUGAAAUUGAGAUUCCGUUGAGAUUCACUGCUUCUGUGGGUGCUAGAGUGCAUGGGUUGGCUUGCUGGUUUGACGUAUUGUUUAAUGGGAGUACUGUGCAAAGAUGGCUUACCACUGCCCCUGGUGCACCAACAACGCACUGGUACCAAUUACGUUGUGUCCUCGCUCAGCCAAUUUAUGUCAUGGCGGGACAAGAAAUUACUGGCCAACUCCGCAUGGUUGCCCACAAUGCUCAGAGUUAUACAUUAUAUCUUACAUUGAUGGCUAAAAUGUGGGGCCCUGGUGCUGAACAAGGAGGAAUAAUUCAAGCAUCGUCAUGCAAACUUGAUCUUAAGGAGCCCUACUACAGAAUGUCUCAACCACAAGCAUAUCCAUUAGCCCAAGAUCAGCAAUCACAUCCACUAAUUAACACACAGGAUAUACAAAUUCAAUCUCAAGAUUUUGAAGAAGCUGAGUUAAUGCAGCACCCAUCACCAAAUUCAGGUGCUCAAAUGAAUUCCAUGGCGGAAAAUAAUUAAAUUUAGAAAGUGCCCGAGGAACAUUUUUAACACGGGCAUCAGUUUGUAUCAUAAAACCUGCUUUUCCCUUGCAAGGGCCAGGAAUAGGCAUCAGUCCUCCCAACUCUAUUGUGACCCCCCCCCUCCCCUCUCUUUUUUCCGCCCUGCAUUUAGGUCUGAUCCCUGUAGAUUAUGGCUACAUGGUUUUACUAUUUAUUAUUUGUGUGGUGCAGCAGAUCCUAUACAAUACAUCAUAAUUUAACCAUUUAGGUAAUAAAAAUACCGAUUGGUGCAGAAUCAAAA
Molecule: messenger RNA, 2169 nt
Organism: Quercus robur (English oak)
Lineage: Eukaryota; Viridiplantae; Streptophyta; Magnoliopsida; Fagales; Fagaceae
Product: probable histone-arginine methyltransferase 1.3
Exons: 15
Coding region: 259-1887 (542 amino acids)
Biological process (GO): peptidyl-arginine methylation
Molecular function (GO): protein-arginine N-methyltransferase activity
Source: RefSeq, a predicted model, not a curated record